AUGCUUUACCAGGAUGCUAUGGCUAUGGUUAGAAAAUAUGGAAAACCGUCGCUUUUCAUAACUUUUACAUGCAACCCAAAAUGGCCAGAAGUCAUUCAGAAUAUUGAGAGAUACCAGGGACCGGAAAUGCGUCCAGAACUGAUAGCCCGGGUUUUUAAGCAGAAGCUCAAUGAGCUUAUGGACGAUAUUUCCCAGAGGAAUGUGUUUGGAAAGGUGAAAUACUACCUAAAUGUCAUUGAGUUUCAAAAACGGGGUCUACCACAUGCCCAAAUCUUAGUAGCACUUCACGAAGAAGAUGUUAUUCGCGAGCCUUCCGAAAUUGACCUGGUUGUUUGCGCUGAGAUUCCUAAUAAGGAGGCAGAGCCUGAGUUGUAUGAAAUAGUCUCAAAAUGUAUGAUUCAUGGCCCAUGUGGAGUACUUAAUUCAUCAUCGCCCUGCAUUACUGAUACGGGAAUUUGCUCCAAAAACUAUCCGAAAACUUUUCAUGCUAAUACGCUUUCAAACGUUAACGGCUAUCCUCAAUAUCGCCGCCGCAAUGAUGGAAAUAAAAUAGUUGUUCGUGCCAAUAAACAUUUAAUUGAAAUAGACAACCGAUGGAUAGUCCCAAACAACAAAUAUAUGACCAAAAAAUACAGUGCCCAUAUUAAUGUCGAAAUAUGUUCAUCGAUAAAAAGCGUUAAAUACCUCCACAAAUAUAUUUACAAAGAAUAUGAUUGCGCAACAGUUCAAAUUAUUGAACACCCAAUUGAUCGCGUGGAUAAUCAUGAUGAAAUAUCUUCAUUUAUAGACGCUCAAUAUGUUAGCGCGCCUGAGGCCUGGCGCGUGGAUAAUCAUGAUGAAAUAUCUUCAUUUAUAGACGCUCAAUAUGUUAGCGCGCCUGAAGCCUGUUGGAG
Molecule: messenger RNA, 893 nt
Organism: Bactrocera tryoni
Lineage: Eukaryota; Metazoa; Arthropoda; Insecta; Diptera; Tephritidae
Exons: 1
Source: RefSeq, a predicted model, not a curated record